CCAUUAAAUUAAGUAAAUUAUGUAAGCUUAAGUUUCUGUUUCAAGAAAUGGGUAUAUUUCUGUUACACUUUCAUUUUCUCAUGAAGACCCUCCCCUUUUGAUAAGCUAUAAAAUGGGCACUGAAACAGACGUUAUUUCAUUCUCCUCCUGAUCAAAGAUGGAUCUGCAAAUCUCAGUUUUUCUUCUCUUCAUUCUUUUCACUGCAGGACACUCUCUCGGCUGUUAUGAGUGCAAGAGUAUAACGGGUUCUUGUGCGGGACAAACGGUAAAAACAUGUCCCAGUGGAUCUCUUCAGUGCGCGAGUUCAACAGUUGUGGUACAAAUGAAGGCUAAAGAUUGUGCUCCUGCCUGUCAAAGUGUGUCCCUGAACUUAGGCACUGUAAAGGUGACUUCUUCCUGCUGUAACACGGACAAGUGUAACCUCCAAGAUCCUCCAGAUCCCUCUAAAAAUGGAAAGACAUGUUACACCUGUGAUGGACAGAGCUGCACAACCAUUUUGAGCUGUUUGGGGACUGAAGACCGCUGCAUUAAAGCAACAGUGAGUUUCAUAGGCCAGUCAGCUGUUGGAAAAGGCUGUGCCUCUAAAUCAGUUUGUGAUGCCACAACAUCAAUUGCUGGUAUUGAGAACAUCUCAUGUUGUGAGGGGGACCUGUGUAACGGUGCUCAGAGUGUCUCCCAGAGCUUCCUGUUCCUCUGCUGUUCUCUGCUCUCCUACUUCCUGCUGCACUAAAUCCAGCAGCUCUUCAUCCUACAAUGAGACAUGUAUCAAAUCAGCUAUCAGAAAAUGUUAGAAUUAUUUUGAUUUAAAAAAAGUGUAUAUAUUUUUCAUGAGUUUGUAAACAAUUGUGCUCUCAAUAUCAGAAUUUUCCUGUUCAGUUAAAGAUGACAUUUUACAAAUACUUGGUAAAUGUUUGUCAUUUUACCUCAUGCACAUCAUGCAAUUAAAAUUUUUGUAUACAAGUUUUUGUUUUAUCUGACAAUAGCAAUUUGAUUGAGCUCUGUUAAUAAUUGUUACAGCUUUUCUUUAAGCCUUUCUUUGAUAACAGGAGUGAGCAAGUUUUUCAUGUGUACAGAGUCCAUAGAAGCAAACGAUGUCUUUUUGUUCCAAUGAAUAAACAUUCUCAAAUCCACUUCCUGUGUCUCUCAUGCCUUCAUUUUGAUGACACCUAAUAAAAAAAUAAAAGUUAAUUGCAACUUUUAAAUAUCACAAUUCUGAUUAUACAACCCUGAUUUUACAACCCACUCUUGCCUCUCUAGCCUGUGUAAAUGUGGUUUUGUGCAUGUAUGUGUGUUCAGUAGUCAAGGGCGUAGAUUUAGACAUCUAUCUAUCUAUCAUAACUUUAUGGAAUUUAUCUAUAACCAUUCAUCAAAUUCUAAUAUAACGGAGUAAUUCUAAAAAGAAAGAAAUUAUGUUAAAUAUUGAAACCACCAGUAGGUGGCAGCGAUUCGACUGUUUAAUGAGUGAGCUACUUAAAUCGUUCAUUCAAGCCAAUUCGUUCAAAAGUCAUAUUAAUUAAGGAAGAAAACAAACACCGAUGUGAAUACUUUUGUCAUUGAUAAGACACUAUUGAAAAAUGAAGUAACAAAACAGACGGCUGUUUUUGGUAACUGGUUACAGUUACACUGAUAGUUAUGGCUAAAUUGCAAUGGAUUAGCUAGCUAAAAUAAUGCUAAAAUAUAUGUGGAGUGUACUUAGCUAUUACAAUGUUUUCAUACCUCCUUCUCAGUACAUGCUUUAUUCUUUUUAACAUCCCUCUUUGAACAGAAGUUUAAUAUAGUCGGCUGGGCAACGGUUGUCUUCAUUUUUUGGUGCUACAACACAGUCUCACCCCCUACUCGUCAAAUGUCUGACGCAUGGUCAAGAGACCCUGGCGUCACUUUUUAACGCACUGGGUAUACCUUUGGCGUUAUUUUUCGACGUGCAGGGUAGUCCGAUAGACUUCUAUAGAACUCAACAGCGUUGAAAUUUGACGUCUUGGGUCAGCACACCGCAACCCGUUGUCUGCCUUAUGGGUCGACACUACAAUAAAUAAAAAUAAAAAAGGAAUAGGCUACAAAAAAUGAUUUAUGCCAGGGCGAGUCAAAUGGCGGCUCCCAGAUCAUUUUUAUCUGGCCUUCCAACUGUUUUUUGAUGUUUAAAAACCCUUGCAAUCUGAUAUCAAAGUGCCCUCUGCAUAAAGGUUUAGCGCGUUCAUCAGCGGUGAGUUUAACAACGCACACGGUGUACAACCGCAUUCAGCGGUGAGUUUAACAACAAUCAACUGCAGGUAAAACGGCGUUCAGAGGUGAGUUUGACCAAAGCAACGCUCAACUGCAGGUAAAAUGGCAUUAAAAGGUGACUUUAACAACGCUUCAAGGCGCGUGCAAGUAAGCAUUUUAAGAGUUUUCUUGUCAUAGGUUGGACCCCAGCUAACACACGACGUAACAGUUACGUAAUGUAUUCGUACUUUUUGGUAAUGUCAUGACUUACUAACUGACAACGUAACUACGACGUCGCAUGCCAGUAAUUUCAUUACCUUCAGAUUACCAUCUCACAACGUCGUCAGUACGUUCUCCUAACGUUAUAAGAUUACCAAGAACGUUCCAGAUACGUACUCUAUUCGUAAUAUAUUGGUAAUUCCACGACUUACUAGUAACGUAACUACAACGUUGUAUGCCCGUAAUAAUAUUACCAUCAAAUUACCAUAUCACAACGUCGUCAGUACGUUCUCCUAACGUUACAAGAUUACCAAGGACGUUCCAGAUACGUCCUCUAUUCGUAAUAUAAUGGUCAUUCUAUGACUUACUGGCAACGUAACAGCAACGUCAUAUGCUCGUAAUUUCAUUACCAUCAUUUACACAUUCUUUAUAUGUUAUUAUUACCAGAAUUUGCAAUAUAAAACGUGUAAUUAAAUGUCAGACACAAGACUGAAAUGUCCCUUAAGAAAAAAAAUGUUUCUUUUCACCAAAUCAGAGUAUGGAUAUGGAUGACUGCUUUUAUAGUGACGUGACAUACAGCGCGCGCCUCCACAAAUGGAGUGCGCGUGCCCACAGUAUGUUGAUAAGAGUGUAAAGUUAAUUUUUCUGAGAGAAGAAUUUAUUUUUAUGAGGUGACAACGAAUAAAUGGCUUUUAUAAAAAUGUAUAAAGUUAACUUUGGAAAGACGCAAAACCUUUUUUAUUGUUAUGUUUACGUUAGUGCAGGUGGCCGUUAGAGUUGCCAUGGCAACCGGGAAAACAUUCAAGCUGCCGGAGAGGACAGCAUCAACGUUUCUCCGUGUUUCUCGUCAGUUUUAUAGCAAUAAAGUUCAACAACUGCGUCAGAUUGGUUAAGUAACAUUACCCACAGUCUACUUUAAGUACUUUUGUUAAUAUUUUUACCUCUGUGAUUUCCUUGAUCGUCUGAAAUAUAUGUUAGCAAAAUGGUACGUUAGCAUAGCAUAUGUUUUUAAUGAUACUGAGAGCAAAACGUCUUGAAUGCUUUUAUUUCAUGUUUCGCUGUAGGCUAUAUGUUUUUAUUCAUAGUUUGAGUGUAUUUUAUUGUUUUUAUUUGGAGUUUUGUUCAUGUUCUGUGUGUUUUUCAAAAUAAAUGAAUUUAAUUCAUUUCGAGUCUGCAUUCAUCGUUCACAGCUGUUGGAAUAGCCUUUACAUUAGUUUGGGCAAAUGAGGACAUAAAUUAGGUUAAACUACUGCAUAGAAAAAUAAAUAAAUAUAAGAAUUACCAACUGAUGACCAACACACAACUAUUGAUACACAACGUUGCCACGACGUCGCAGUUACUAACUGGCAACGUCACAAAGUUACGUUGUGGCGACGUAUAGGCACCUUUCACUUUUCCGGUUGCCACGUCGCCACGACGAAAGUUUGGUCACCAAAUUACGUUGCAGUUACGUAACAGUCACGUAUUUUGGUUAGCUGGGACACUGCUUUAAUUAUAGCAUGCUGGAUAACGUUUUUAUCGGAGGUUUGUUGAUUUUAAUAAAUAUAUAUAAUAUGCUACGAUUGAGUUCAAUUAAUCUUUUUUUGUUGUUGUUGUUUUAUUAAAUUCUCUAAAUUAAUAACGCUGACGUCAACGUAUGGGCGAUCCCAAGGUCCAUUGCGAUUUUACACUCGAUUUCAAAAUGUCUCAAAGGAAGUUCAAGCCUUGCCCUUCCUGCCAAGCACCUAACCAGGUGAGCCGCAAAACCUGCAGCUCUUGUUUCUCACCCAUCUCCCAAAAAAACAAAGUAGCUGCCAAAAAAAUGACCCUGGACAGGAAGUGGGGGGAAAGGGUCCUAAAAAAUAGAAAUGCGGGAAGAGUGGUGGACUCUGCCCAUAUUGCAGUAAAAAAACUAAGUGCAUUGGGCUAUGUCCCAAUUCUAUUUUUCGGCAAGAAGGAUAAGGCCUCUGGAAAGUGGGUGGCCGAUGUGGUGACUCAUCUGCCACCCACUGAGGAUAACCUAAAAAUUGUGGCCACCAUGAGAAAGGCCUACAAUUUUGUAUUGAUCAAAGAAGGGAACUCCACGACGACAUUGCCCGAGCCCCAACCUCAGGCCCAGACCGAGCCCCAGCCUCAGGCCCAGCCUGAGCCCCAGCAUCAGGCCCAGACCAAGCCCCAGCCUCAGGCCCAGCCAGAGCCCCAGCAUCAGGCCCAGACCGAGCCCCAGCCUCAGGCCCAGACCGAGCCCCAGCCUCAGGCCCAGCCAGAGCCCCAGCAUCAGGCCCAGACCGAGCCCCAGCCUCAGGCCCAGCCAGAGCCCCAGCAUCAGGCCCAGACCAAGCCCCAGCCUCAGGCCCAGCCAGAGCCCCAGCCAGAGCCACAGCAUCAGUUCUUGGCCCUGGCUGAGUCCCAGCCUCAGGCCCAGGAAAAAGAGACAUUUUAUCUUUUAGAUUUAUACCCCGUCUCUCUCCCUGUGAAAGAACAACCCCCCCCCAAAAAAAGAAAGUGUUGCCGGAAAUGUAGUAGGCAAAAAGUUUUCAAAUAUGACUCCAUAACAGGAAGAAGGAUAAAUGAGGGGCAAGCAGAAGUAAAGGUGAAAUGGUUACCUUGCUCUGCAUGUGGAAAAAUCUGGGAGGAGACAUGGGAGCCGGCCUGCCAGUUCCCACCAGGUGCCAACCAUGUGUGACGUCACCCAUUGGUCUGUAAUUCAAUAUGAGUUGAAUACCUGCUAUGAGUUGUCGAGUUACCUGUUACGGGCACAGCCAUCCUGGUUGCGGAUGUGACUAUUUUAGACGAGAAGGAGGAGCCACGUUACGUUACACACUUUCAAUGGUUUCCACCCUAACAUGCUGUCAUGCUGGUUUUUUUCUUUAUUAUUGAUUUUUGUACAAAAAAAAAAGCUGUGUUCAAAUAAAUCAAAGUAUACCUAUAUUUCUGUUUGUCUUUCCAUUCACUUUGUGGGUUAGCCAAUCAGCUGAAAUCUUCUUCAAUGCGUCAAAUGAUAUAUUGCAAUAUGAUGCACAAAAGUAUGUAGGAAGGUGGGACAUGUUUUCAUUUAUAUUAAUUAACACCAUUAAGAGACAGUUGAUUCCACCAGCUAAACCAUAUAUAUUAUGGGGAAGCACAGGCGAAGCACUGCUACUUGGGCGCAGAGAUAUUUGUGGAUUUCAUCUGUUGCGUGAUAUCUCUGCGCCCAAGUAGCAGUGCUUCGCCUGUGCUUCCUCAUUAUAUAGUCCCAAGUCAAUAUCUGCCUAGGAAAUCGCCUAGUCUUAAUCUGCAUCGCUAUUUGUAUUCAUUGUGAAUACGCAGGCCAGUAAUUAAGUAAUUAGGUGUUUUUUUUUUGUUGUUUUUUUUGGAUCACUUUUACUCGGGACAUACUAGCUGGCAACAUAGGAUUCCAUUCAUUAUGCUAAGCUAAGCUAGCGCCGACCCUGCCAAACUAAAACAAUGCAUGCACUGGGACAAAAAUGUAUUUGCCCACAUAUCUAAAUGUAUGAAAAAGUUGAAUAAGCCCUAUUUCUAAAAACGGUGGAAUGUUCCUUUAAGGGUCAUGGGUUUGAUUGUCCAUUUCCAACUAUCCUUUCACCCUCUGCCUUCUCUGCUAUCCCUGGACUGUCCCUGUAUUAAAAGCAAUGGAAAUGCCACAAAAGAAGUCAGUGGUAGUGGAAUUGCAAUGUUGGAUUUCUGGAUUUCUAUUAUGUUUGUAUUUUUCUCUUACUCUCUUUGAAGAUUGUAAUAUGCAAAGGCUUGAGGAUCUUCUUCGGGAUUCAGAGAGCAUUGAUGGGCAGGAUUUUGCUCAGCAGCCACCAUUGUCCAGUUGGUGUCAAAGACAGAAAGAGGUCCAACAAUGUUGGCAACAGGCGAGGCCACAAAACAUUGACAACUUGCUGUCAGCUGAGAACAUCUUCCAGAUGACAUGUAAUUACUGUCACGUGAGAGAAGCCAUCAUUCGUUGUGGGGAAUGUUUGCCCUCAGAGUGGUUUUGUGCAGAGUGUGAUCAGUUGGUACAUAAACACCACAUUCUGCACAGUAGGCAAACCAGCAUGUAUGGCUUUUAUAAAUACAUUCCUCCAACCGAGUUUGUGAAACUCCAUGAUGGCAAGUACAUUGUCUGUGAACAAGGUUGGUGUCUCUUUUUCAAUUGAUUUGCAUUUUUUCAGACAACAUUAGUAAAUCAUGCAUUAUGUUUUCCAAGUACUUACUCACAAUCCAAACAUUCUUUAAUUUCAUCCUGAUUGUCUUUUGCUCUUGCAGAGUGUUUGCUGCCAACAGCCUUUCCUCAAAUGAUAUGCUCCUGUGACACUCGUGAGGUUGCCAUCUCUGUUGGUAGAGAGUGUGUUUGAAACAUUUUUCUUUCUUCUUAUCUUUAAUCUAGGAAAUGCAGCAUCCAGUCCGGUUGAUGCUCAUGGUUUGCAGAUCUCCAUCGAAGCACUCUUUGUGAGUAUUUGUCAGAAGAAGCACUACCUUUACAGACAGAAUGACCGCAACAAAAGGUGUCAGAAGAUUAGUCAGAAGAUUGCCCAAGAAAAGAAACGCUUGCUAGAAGAGAUCCAGAGAUACAACCAACAACCUGAUGGUGAUCUUGUGGACACAAUCUCAGUUGUGCAGAAACUCUCCAACAAAGCUGCAGAGAGCAUGAUCUGGCCUUGGCAGGAACAGAACACAGAUGGUGUCGACAUUAUCACCAAGAAGAAGCUCUUUGACCAACUAAUGCUUGUCUCACGACUGACAGAAGAAAAACAGAUCCUUGUGAAGGAGAUGAUGCAGCACUGACUCAGCAGAAAAGGUUCAGUCACUGAUGGCCACCGUUUCAGUGUGCACACAAACAGCAAGCUAUACGAAUGGAUUCACAGAGGAGGGGUCCAAGGGCCUCAUCAGUCUACUUAAGAGAAGACUGCAAGACCUCAGACUCAGACAGCAGACUGUAGCAUGCACAUACAGAGGCAUUCUCGAACCAACUCCUAGGCUGGUGGAAGAGGAGAAAGGGGAAAUGGAUGAAGAAUUGGAUUGGCUACGUGACAUCAGCUAUGAUGAUUAUGAUGAUGAUGAUGCAGAGUUGGGGACUCGAAUCAGACUCAGGUCACAGUUGUAAUCACUUUUGCUUUGACUUGUACUUUGAUGAUUUGAAAAGGUUUCUAAAGUCUUGACAAAAGUCUUGACUGUCAUUUUGUAAAUUAGUUCAAUUGCUACAUAUGUUCUCAUAUUCUACUCUCUUUUAUGUUACUGGAAUUGUGAUAGUCAUGGUUAUGUAUGCAACUGAUAAUGUCUGUAAAUACUUGCUGAUAACUGUAUAUAUGUAAACAGAAAUACAAAUGUGAUUUGUCAUCUGAC
This is a messenger RNA of Megalobrama amblycephala (Wuchang bream), 7728 nucleotides long. Its product is annotated as protein P200-like. Gene Ontology annotation, molecular function: nucleic acid binding. Bases 4055 to 5083 code for a protein of 342 amino acids. Gene Ontology annotation, biological process: DNA integration. The transcript has 15 exons. Lineage: Eukaryota; Metazoa; Chordata; Actinopteri; Cypriniformes; Xenocyprididae. The record is from RefSeq and is a predicted model, not a curated record.